Molecule: messenger RNA, 1403 nt
Organism: Sebastes umbrosus (honeycomb rockfish)
Lineage: Eukaryota; Metazoa; Chordata; Actinopteri; Perciformes; Sebastidae
Product: alcohol dehydrogenase 1-like
Exons: 9
Coding region: 142-1254 (370 amino acids)
Biological process (GO): formaldehyde catabolic process
Cellular component (GO): cytosol
Molecular function (GO): S-(hydroxymethyl)glutathione dehydrogenase [NAD(P)+] activity; zinc ion binding
Source: RefSeq, a predicted model, not a curated record
AGGAAGUGAAAGCAAGUCCCCGCCCUUCUGAAUGUCAACUGAAUCAUGAGUCCAGGGUUGUCUCCUCCCCACUCCCGUCCUGCAGCUGCACUCCUCUCUUAACUCCUCUCUCGCUUCUUUAUUCUGAUCUUUGCAGCAAAAAUGGCCACAGCUGGUAAGAUCAUUAAGUGCAAGGCAGCAGUGGCCUGGGAGCCCAACCAGCCUUUGGUGAUUGAGGACAUUGAGGUAGCCCCGCCCCAGGAGGACGAGGUCCGCAUCAAGAUUGUGGCGACUGCGGUGUGCCACACGGACCUGUACCAGCUGUUUGAGAACACUCAAAAAGACAACUUCCCAGUAGUCCUUGGACACGAGGGAGCCGGCAUCGUAGAGAGCGUCGGGCCUGGAGUCACUGAAUACCAGCCAGGAGACAAGGUCAUCCCUCUGACCAUCGGCCAGUGUAGAGAAUGUCGCUUCUGUAAGAGUCCAAAGACGAACCAAUGUGACAAAGGAUGGUUACCCCCAGUAUCCAGGUUUACCUGUAAGGGGAAGAAGGUGCUCCAGUUUGUAGGAACCAGUACCUUCUCUGAGUACACUGUGGUUAACCAGUUGGCCGUGGCUAAGAUCGACCCCGCUGCCCCACUGGACAAAGUCUGUCUCAUUGGCUGUGGGAUCUGCACAGGAUAUGGAGCAGCAGUUAAUAAUGCUAAGGUGGAACCGGGUUCCACAUGUGCUGUGUUCGGCCUUGGAGCUGUGGGUUUGGCUGCAGUCAUGGGCUGUAAGGAUGCAGGAGCCAAGAGGAUUAUCGCUGUUGACACCAAUCCAGAGAAGUUUGAGAAAGCCAAGGAGUUCGGCGCGACAGAAUUCGUGAACCCCAAGGAUCACAGUAAACCCAUCAGCGAAGUGCUGUCUGACAUGACUGACGGAGGAGUGGACUUCUCCCUGGAAUGUGUCGGGAAUGUGGGAGUCAUGCGCAGUGCCUUGGAGUCUUGUGUGAAAGGUUGGGGCGUCAGCGUGAUUGUCGGCUGGACAGAAUUGGAAGACUUUUCUGCUCGACCCGUUCAGCUCAUCGCUGGACGCACAUGGAAGGGCUCUGUGUUUGGAGGAUAUAAGGGUAGGGAUGCCGUGCCUCAGAUGGUUAAAGCCUACCUGGACAAGAAGUUGAAGGUGGACGAGUUCAUCACUCACAACAUGACUUUGGACCAGGUCAAUGAUGCCAUUGAACUGAUGAAGCAUGGGAAAUGCAUCCGGACGGUCCUGAAUGUCUCUCCAAAAUAACACCACUGUGUUGCUACACUCAAAUAAUGCAAUGCACAUAAUAAAGAGAUCUUUCAAAUGAUGCACACUGUACAUGCUGAACAGUGUUCAUAUGAGCAAAAGCUAAACACGUCAGGUGUUUACAGAGCAAAAUAAAUGGUCUCAACAGA